This is a messenger RNA of Triticum urartu, 581 nucleotides long. Lineage: Eukaryota; Viridiplantae; Streptophyta; Magnoliopsida; Poales; Poaceae. The record is from RefSeq and is a predicted model, not a curated record.
CCCUGCCUUGCAGCCUCUGCUCUGCUCCCUCAUUUCACCCCACCCCACCCCAUGAGGCCAUAACCCUCGGGCUCUAUCAUCAAGGCUUCCUGCCUUCCUCAUGGGGUGGCUCCGCUCCCUCUUCUCCCCCCUGAGGAAGAUCAUUGUCCGCGCACAUUCGGCGCGCAAAUACCGGAGGGGGAUGAGGAUCCUGUACAAGGACGUCAAGUCCUGCGAGGACGAAGAUGUGCACGUCCUGUGGUCCAUCCUGGUCGACUCGCACCGCCACCCGGCCAUGGUGAAGCUGAAGCUCUAGGACGGCCAUGGCGGCGGCACGCGGUUUUCGCCGUCGAGCCGGCGGCCAUCAUCUUUCGUGUGGAACUGCACAGUUUCAAUGGCAAUGCCGUCCGGGAAAAGACGAGCAGAUACUUUCCUUGUGUGUGUGCGUGUGUGACACCGGUCUGAUGUGUGCAUCUAGUGACUUUGUGGGUGAGGUUGAGACGUCGCCUUUGCUUUGAUGUGAGUGUGAGGUUGAGCUGAUGUAUCUGUAUAUAGAAAGCUCUGGGUGCCUUACCUAAUGGUAUUGAGUUUGGUUUCUUUUC